Messenger RNA from Trichobilharzia szidati, 677 nucleotides. The record is from the annotation of a GenBank genome assembly. Lineage: Eukaryota; Metazoa; Platyhelminthes; Trematoda; Strigeidida; Schistosomatidae.
AUGUUUACUACAAAGCCAUCAGUUGAUUUCAGAGCAGCAAAUGAUUCAACUAGAAUAGACUUGAACAAAGGUGAUUCACGUUUAACACCAGCAACAUUUGUUAGCUAUGCACCGUCAGCAGGAUAUGGUGAACCACUACCCUGGGAUAUCGUUGACUGGCAAUUGAAUAAUGAUGGAUUUGAAAAGUUAUGGAGUAGUCAAAACUCAAAUGUAAUUCCAAGUAUAUCUGCGAGUAUCAAAGCAACUAUCGACCCUACAGAUAUACUUGUUGAUGCUGUUCAUAAUUUCCAUCCUAAUUAUCGUCAUUAUACUCAGACACAAAUGGAUGAAGACAGUUGAAGAUGCACGAUAUUUCUCCAGAUAAAGUACAAAUCAUUUGACUUCUGCAGAAUACAUUCUACCAAGAGGAUAAUUUAAUAUGUACAUCAAUUAGUCACUCAAGUAUUGAAUGCUUUUUUCAAUGAUAUAUUGACCAUUCAAAUACGCUGGAGUCUUUCUAUGCCUUAUUCCUAAAAGUGCUUAUUUUGUUUUCCUUCUUUAAAUGAGUGGAAGCAUUCUCAGACAUGAUAUUCGAUUCCAAUAAUCAAUUGCAAACUUCUCGUUCCUUGGUUUGCUUCCAUUGACCUUGAAAUUUUAUCUUGUCUUGAUUGAAUAUGUAAAUAUAUUUUCAGUGGAUG